UCGUUAAAUGUCCCAGGUUUAUCGGUGGCCGGAAUUGUAAUGCUUAACACUUGUUUCCCUUUUCUUAUAAUCGUCUCUCAUCAAAUGUCUGCGUUCUCUGUUUGCCCGAAGGUCCGUGAUGUUUAAACACUUCACCAGCUAGCGUUAGAGAGCUAACAACAUUAGCGGAACUAAAUGCUGAACUACCCGCUGUACAUCCGCAGUGUGCCCACUCAAAAUGAGCUGAAGUUUCACUACACCGUGCACACCUCCCUGGAUGUGGUGGAGGAGAAGAUCUCAGCAGUGGGCAAAUCUCUGGGAGACCAGAGAGAGCUGUACCUGGGUCUGCUCUACCCCACUGAAGACUACAAAGUAUAUGGGUAUGUAACCAACUCCAAGGUGAAGUUUGUCAUCGUUGUGGACUCGUCAAACACAUCAUUGCGGGACAAUGAAAUUAGAAGUAUGUUCAGAAAAUUGCACAACUCUUUUACCGAUGUAAUGUGCAACCCAUUCCACAAUCCUGGGAACACCAUUCAGUCAAAGGCCUUCGAUGGCAUCGUAUCUGGAAUGAUGGUGCAAACUGGCUGACUACUCUUCCACCCCAUCGUCUGAGUCUCCACUGUAUAGAACCCCCACCCCUAUUAUGUUGCCUUGAUUAAAUACAGAAGUAAUAAAGCAUAAUUGUUGCUGCACAAUUGA
Messenger RNA from Pseudoliparis swirei, 678 nucleotides. RefSeq names its product trafficking protein particle complex subunit 2L (gene trappc2l). Bases 175 to 567 code for a protein of 130 amino acids. The record is from RefSeq and is a predicted model, not a curated record. NCBI's taxonomy places the organism in Eukaryota, Metazoa, Chordata, Actinopteri, Perciformes, Liparidae. The transcript has 5 exons. Gene Ontology annotation, cellular component: nucleus; cytoplasm; TRAPP complex. Gene Ontology annotation, biological process: endoplasmic reticulum to Golgi vesicle-mediated transport.